Molecule: messenger RNA, 1992 nt
Organism: Myxocyprinus asiaticus (Chinese sucker)
Lineage: Eukaryota; Metazoa; Chordata; Actinopteri; Cypriniformes; Catostomidae
Product: alcohol dehydrogenase class-3-like
Exons: 8
Coding region: 192-1199 (335 amino acids)
Biological process (GO): formaldehyde catabolic process
Cellular component (GO): cytosol
Molecular function (GO): zinc ion binding; S-(hydroxymethyl)glutathione dehydrogenase [NAD(P)+] activity
Source: RefSeq, a predicted model, not a curated record
CCACCACUGAAGAAUGAUGGUUAGCCAAUCUUAUAUUUCGUCAGUAUCCCAAAUUUUGACUGUCAGAAUAGGAAUGAAAGUACAGAAUGAUCAGCAAAUCACUACUAAGCCCUAAAAAACACAUCGUAAUGUGAGGCUGCCUAUAGCAGGAAAUAGUGGAAAGAUUCAUUGUAUUAAAAAGUGUGGUUGCUAUGGAAACUGAGGGUAAGGUGAUUAAGUGCAAGGCAGCAGUGGCCUGGGAACCAGGAAAACCUGUCUCCACUGAGGAAGUGGAGGUUGCCCCUCCCAAAGUCCAUGAAGUACGCAUUAAGAUAGCAGCAUCUGGAGUAUGCCACUCAGAUUGGUCUUACCUGUAUGAGGCUGGUAAAAUGAGUCCCCGGCCUUUUCCUUUGAUCUUGGGGCAUGAGGGGGCUGGAGUGGUGGAGAGUGUUGGUCCAGGUGUCACAAAGGUGUCUAAGGGAGAUAAAGUUAUUCCUCUGUUCGUGCCACAGUGUGGACAGUGUGAACGCUGCCUGAGCUCAAAGACAAACCUCUGCACAAAAAACUGGGCAAAUACUCAACAAGGUGUUCUUGCAGAUGGCACUAGCAGGAUCACCUGUAAGAAUCAGCAGGUUCAUCAGUUUAUUGGUAUCAGCACAUUCUCUGAAUUCACUGUUGUGCCAGAAGACAACGUCACAAAGAUUCACCCAGACGCUCCACUGGACAAAGUCUGUCUUCUGGGCUGUGGAGUAGCUACAGGAUACGGGGCAGCACUGAAUGCAGCCAAAGUAGAAGCUGGCUCUACCUGUGCAGUGUUUGGUUUGGGAGCUGUCGGGCUGGCAGCUGUCAUGGGAUGCAAGGCUGCUGGUGCCACCAGGAUCAUUGCCGUUGACAUCAACCCAAAUAAGUUUGAGAUCGCCAAGACAUUUGGAGCAACUGAGUUUGUGAACCCAAAAGACCACAGUAAACCUAUUCAGGAGGUUCUGAGGGAGCUGACAAACGGUGGUGUUGACUACUCUUUUGAGUGUGUGGGGAAUGUGGGUGUAAUGAGGGCUGCUUUGGAAGUGUGCAGUCCUGCUGGGGGAAUCUGUGUGAUUGUGGGGUGGAUUGAAGUGGAGGAACUUACUCUGGCCCCUUUGGAUAUUUUGCUAGGAAGAACUCUGAAAGGCACUUAUUUUGGAGGUAAAGCACAUAAGUUUUCAAAAUGGAAAAGUUUAUAGAGCAAUAUCAGUUCAAUUCCCAGUAGCGGCAUACUUCAAUGAAUGUAUUAGAAAGUUCUCAGCUUAAAUCUAGCAAAUGUUUUUGUGUUUUCCUUUAUUAUUAUUAUUAUUAUUAUUAUUAUCAUUAUUUAUUGUAUAUUUAAGACAUUAUUCUUCGUGUUAUGUUACCCUGGCAUUAAUAUAAAAACUAGGCACCACUACUGUGAUGGGGUUUCCAAUACAGCUGCUGAGGGAGUGACAAUUAUUUCAGAAUCUUAGUCUCUUCUGACUACCAUAUUCUAUCUUGCUCAAUUUGUUUCCCUCUUGGACUGUUGUGGAAAUGUAAUAGUGGAUUUAUUUUUUAUUUUUUUAUUUUGCUGUUGGAGCAAAUAAGAAAUCAAAAAUAAUACGCUGUGGUCUCCCGUUUACUACUAUAGAAGUUUACUCCGCAUUUCAAACCUGGGAAUGUGAAAAGGGUCCAUCUGCAGUGGUUAUAGCCUAAUAGUUGUACUGCUAAUAUCAAUAUUGCAGGUGCAGCACCAGGUAGGUGUGAUUUUAGAACUGAUUUUGUAAUCCUACAAUCAACAUUGUGCCUUCGAGAAGGUUUAACCCAGGUAGUCUGGAUAGAAAACAUCUUUAAAAUGAAAAGUAACGACUCUGUUCCUCCCUUCUGAUUUACAGGUUGGAAAAGUGUAGAAGCUGUGCCCAUUUUGGUUGAGGAAUAUAUGAUUGGACGACUUCUGCUGGAUGAGUUUGUGACACACAGACUGACUUUAGAUCAAGUUAACCAGGCUUUUGAUCUCAUAGUCAGAGG